UCAUACCGAUUGGUACAUUUAUCUAACAACUGUCAUAAUAAUUUUUCAUAAAAAUAUAAAUAUUUUAAAUUAAAAAAAAAAAAAAAAUGAAUUACGUGAUAAAAAACAAAUUUUAACGAAGCUAACUUCAAAAUUAUUUAUGUAAUUAGCAUCAUAUAUAACCAAAAUUAUUCAAUAUCCGUACAAGCACAAUUUUCGAUCUUUGGAUUCUUGAAGUCAAUGAAAUUAGCAGUAAAACGAAGAUGAAGCCAUCUAGAAAGUGUGCUAUCUGUCAAGCAUCUGGAAUUUUAGAAAAAAAUCAUAGUUUCUUUCUAGAACGCCUCAUUCAUACCGUUUGCAAGAAUUGUAUCUUCGGCAAAUCAGCAUAUGUAAUGAUUCUAGGAAUUAUUGGGACUAUAAUUUCUACAGUGGAUGUUUUUCGUAUGAUGAACCAUAAAAGAAUUGACAACGAUACAUCAGAUCAACACAAAAAUUGUAGAGUUUCUUCAAUGUUUGCACGAGACCUAAAACUGAUGAUAUCGAUUCUCGGGAUUGAACAUUAUGUUUUACUUGUACUAGGAACUGUAAUGGAAGUCCCAAUCUUACAUAUGCAAUGGUUACUUAUUCAUGCAUUUAUCAUUAUCCUAGAAAUUGGAACUAUUUUUUUGGGGGUAGUAUUUAAAUUAAAUACACGGUUUGAUGGAAUUUUGGAAACUAUAUUAGCAACAUUCAAUUGGCUACAAGUUUUUUGUUACUUUCUUAAACAGCUUAAAAAUAAUUGUUAAUAACUUGUGCUUAAAUAUAUAUUGUU
Molecule: messenger RNA, 790 nt
Organism: Microplitis mediator
Lineage: Eukaryota; Metazoa; Arthropoda; Insecta; Hymenoptera; Braconidae
Exons: 6
Coding region: 243-764 (173 amino acids)
Source: RefSeq, a predicted model, not a curated record